GAGCUUCACUUCCGGGGUGAGAGGUCACCGUCGCGGCUGAAAAUGGCGGCGCCCGAGGAGCUGUUUUGCUGGGAAGGAGAUUGGGGUCUCCCGUCGGUCAGCACGGACUGCCUCGUGGUGCUGGCCUACGCUCAGUUUGCUGGAGCUCCUCUCAAACUCAGAAAGAUGUCCAACCCCUGGAGGAGUCCCAGCGGAUCACUUCCUUCUCUGAGGACCAAUCAGAAGGAGAAUUUGACCAGACCCUCUGACAUCAUCAUCCACCUCAGAAAACAGAAGUACAACGCGGACUACGACCUCUCGGCCAAGGAGGGCGCCGACAGCCUGGCCUUCAUCUCUCUGCUGGAGGAGAGACUCAAACCUGCUCUGAUCUACACCUUCUGGGUCGAGCCCAAGAACUACGUGGACGUGACUCGCCGUUGGUACGCCGACCACAUGCCGUUCCCUCUGAAUUUCUUCCUGCCCGGACGCAUGCAGCGCGGUCAGCUGGAGAAACUGCGUCUGCUGCGAGGAGACGAGAUCAUGGAGAACGGAGAGGAGCUGGAGAAGGAGUUGUACCGGGAUGCUGUCGAGUGUUUGAACCUGCUCUCCCAACGACUCGGCUCACACAAGUUCUUCUUCGGGGACUCGCCUUCGUCUCUGGACGCCUACGUCUUCGCUCACCUGGCUCCUGUCCUGAAGUCCAAGCUGCCCAAUGGGAAACUGCAGCAACAUCUCAAGUCUCUGGACAACCUGAGCAACUUCUGCAACAACAUCCUGCUGCUCUACUUCCCCCGAGACGGCCGAGAGAGCUGCGGUCAGAAGACGUCCUCUCCGCCGCAGCCUGAGGGCGGAGACUUCGACCACGUCCCCAACAAGCGCCGGAAGCAGGUGCUGUCGGCUCUGGUGGCUCUGGGCGCCAUGCUGAGCUACGCCCUGCUUACUGGCAUGGUGUCCAUCCGGCAGGAGGCGCUGGAGGAGCCGCCGGACCCGGAGACCAUCGAAUCCCACGCCGAGGACGAGGAUGGGGACGGCUGAGGAGACGCAGCGCGGCAUCAUGGGACUUUAUGGACAGAAGUAGAGAUGUUAAAGCAAAUAGUUAGAUGUGUUUCACUCUGAAAAGAAAAGUUAUUCAAAAUAAUAAUCUUCACCAACACGUCCAGGAGCUCUUCAGUGGACAGGAAGUAGACGACGUUGGUUUAUGUACAGAAAUAAAUUAAAAGAUUAUUCUCUGGA
Molecule: messenger RNA, 1212 nt
Organism: Anoplopoma fimbria (sablefish)
Lineage: Eukaryota; Metazoa; Chordata; Actinopteri; Perciformes; Anoplopomatidae
Product: metaxin-1-like
Exons: 8
Coding region: 43-1014 (323 amino acids)
Biological process (GO): mitochondrion organization
Cellular component (GO): SAM complex
Source: RefSeq, a predicted model, not a curated record